AAAUCUAUUUUAACUACUUAUUACUUUUAUAAAAGAAUACUAAAUAGUUCUAUUAGAUUUAAAAUCUCUUACUAUUUUAAUUACUUAACUAAAUCUAAUAUUAUAAAUUUUAGAAUAUUUAGUAGCUUAGCUUUUAAUCAAAACCCUAAUAUUGUAAAUGAGAAACUUAAUUUAAGCUUUUACUUUUUAAUUAGUUAG
This is a messenger RNA of Bipolaris oryzae ATCC 44560, 198 nucleotides long. RefSeq lists its product as uncharacterized. The annotation marks the transcript as partial. The transcript has a single exon. The record is from RefSeq and is a predicted model, not a curated record. NCBI's taxonomy places the organism in Eukaryota, Fungi, Ascomycota, Dothideomycetes, Pleosporales, Pleosporaceae.